AUGUACACUUACGAAGUUAAUGGCAAGACCGCCGUUGUAACUGGAGGCACAAGAGGCUUGGGUCUUUAUGCUGCUGAAGGGCUAGUCAAGAAUGGCAUCAAAACCAUUGUCAUAACUUCUAGAAAGGACAAGGCCUGCCAGGAAGCCAAAGCGCAUUUAGAAAAAAUUGCCAAAGAUGACGGUAAGGCCGUUGAAGUGAUUGCCAUUCCAGCUGAUAUUUCCAAGGAAAGUGACUGUCAGAGGUUUUUUGAUGAGGUGAGCAAGAAAGUCUCCCAAGUUGAUAUUCUUAUUGCCAAUGCCGGUGCCAGUUGGGGAGCGUCCUUGGAGGAGCACCCAAUUGCUGCCGUUAAAAAAGUCCUUGAUUUAAACGUUGUGGCUGUGUUCCACACUAUUAAGUUAUUUGCUCCCUUGCUCGAAAAGGCUGGUAAGGAAAACGACCCAGCAAGAGUUAUCAUCAUGUCAUCUGUUGCUUCGCUUGUUGCAGCUGACCCAGUCGGCACUUAUGGUUACUUGGCUUCAAAGGCUGGUGUCUCUCAUUUGGGCAAGAACUUGGCUGUUCAAUUGGGCCCCAGAAAUAUCACUGUCAACUCCCUUGCCCCUGGCUUUUUCCCUACCAAGAUGUCCCAAGGUCUCUUGGACAUGGCUGGUGAAAUGAUGAAAGAAACGAACCCAAGAAAGCGUUUGGGUGUGAAGGAAGAUUUGAUCAAUGCAGUGAUGUUUUUGGUUGCUAGACAGUCUAAUUACAUCAACGGUAUUGUGUUGCCAAUUGAUGGAGGCAGUCAUGUAGGCGGUUCCUUCACACCAAAGUUGUGA
Molecule: messenger RNA, 813 nt
Organism: Candidozyma auris
Lineage: Eukaryota; Fungi; Ascomycota; Pichiomycetes; Serinales; Metschnikowiaceae
Exons: 1
Coding region: 1-813 (270 amino acids)
Source: RefSeq, a predicted model, not a curated record